Molecule: messenger RNA, 2761 nt
Organism: Brassicogethes aeneus
Lineage: Eukaryota; Metazoa; Arthropoda; Insecta; Coleoptera; Nitidulidae
Source: the annotation of a GenBank genome assembly
CUCGGGAACAUUGCGUUAAAAUUUUGUGAUGGUGACGGUGGAUAAUUUUGCGUACAAAUUAAAUACCCUUAUUUUGCUUAGAAAUCCUAGUGAAAAUGCUACGGAAUGGAGGCUGCUGGGCCAGGAACACGACGAUAGCUUAUUAUUCAGUUGGGUUCAAUCAAGUAAAACUCAAGUGGGAAUAUAUUCGGUUUCGAAGAAUACUUUGAAUGUUUUGUACACAUUUGAAAAGCAAGUCAAUUGUAUUCAGGCUUCCAUAAACGGAAAUAGGACCUAUUUAUCUUUGGUGAUAAAAGAGAUAACUACCGAUGAAAAUACCGAGCAAAAUUUUAUAUAUAAACCAUUUAUUUAUAAAAUAAAUAGCAAUGAAGAGUUGUACGAUUUGAAAUUAGAGAGGUCGAAGCAAGUUAUGGUGCAAUUUUUAUAUCACAAACAGUCGGUUUUGUCUGAGAAUCAACCUGUUAAAUUUCUCAUUUUAAUUCAUCAAGAAUGCAUUCUGCAGUAUCAAAUUAAAAACGACAGUAUUACAUUGAAUAACGACAGCUUUACCUACGAGUCCUUAGUAAGGACUUUUAUAUGGGCCCAGUGGGACCCCAUACACCAAACUUUGUAUUACAUACAUUUUAAAAAACCCAUUAGAGGGCUUGUGGAAGACGAGGAGAGAGCACCAGUUGACUUGGGAACCAAAGUAUCUCCUACAUUAUCAGGGCUUCAGUUUCAUGAUGAUCUACCACAUGAGAGUGUUCUGAAUAUCCCCCUAAAUUUACCCCAUCUUUCAUCAGUAUCAAACUCUCAUCGAAUCUAUGAAGAUGAUACGGUACCUCUACGCAUACACGACUGUUCCUUGGAACUUGUUGUGUUAACCAACUCCAGUGGGAUAGUUUGUAUCUGCCACAAUUAUCUCUACCAGCCUAUUCUGCCGCAAAAGGAACUCAAAGAGGAAGAUGAAGCUCCCGUCCAUAUGGCUUAUUCAGUAACAGUUUUACAUCAAAGUUGCGUGAUGCAUUGCGUUAUACCGGAAAUACCAUGGAAUAAAGCUAAAACCAUUAGGCCUCUAUUUAAACUGCAUGGUAAUCAUUUAUUGGUCUUUAUAGCUGGUAUGUGUACCCAGUUACUGGAUAUAGGGGUAAUGCAUGAACCAUGCUGCCAUAUUACUAUUAAACCGAUUAUUACGAAGGAUGAAAAUUAUGAUUUAAUGUUAACUCCUUUGGUAACUCUUGGUGACGAGUACGUAGUUAAUUUAGCUACCUUAGAUUUAUAUGAUAUUACUAUACCAACGAAGAUUUUCGUGGAUACAUUUAAAAGUGAUACACUUUUGGAAAAUAAACUCUCCAUCAUGCAUUAUCUUAUCCUCCAUAGAAGCGAUAUAGAAACCGCUGCCGACCUAAUAACCUGGCAAGUUAAAAAACCUUUCACUAUAGGCUUACCACAAAUACUGCGUGAGUUUUUGAUAGGAACUUCGUAUGCCUCAGUGUUAAGAAACCUACCUUCAGACGCAAACGAUUUAAUAAACCUUCUUCCAAUCACAAUCCAGAGAAUUGGAAACGACAUGGAAGUAAAGCUACAAGACAACCAUAUUGCUUGCUUAUCCCAGGAUAUGCUUUGGAAUGCUUCCAUGAUGCUGUUAUCCCCUCAGCAAAGAAUUGUCCCCUAUAGAAGCGACAUUUGGGUAAAAUUAUGGGAACAACUGGCCAAAAUAUCCAAAGGUAAAAUUAGAUUCAAGCACAGCCACGUUGUAGAUAAACUGAUAAUCUCCUUAGUUUGCUAUCAGCCUGAAGUAUUAUCUAGAUCUAGCACCCCCAUGUCGCCGGGUAGUGUAAGUUCGACGGGCCUGAAUGAAUUUUUGAGCAAUCAAUUCGGUAAAGGUAGAAAUCAAGCUGAUGCUUUGCCUUUUUACGAAGUAGACAAUUGUACAGCCAGUAAGCAGGAGCACAUUAUUUCAGUCAAUUUGCGCGAAUUGAGUAUGCAUUUAUUAAAACAAAGCGCCGAAAACAAAAUAACGAGGUUUCAAUGGCAGCUACAAACUCCGAUGCACGUACAUGCCGUAGCAACAAGAUAUGUUACAGCUCAACUGGAUCAAUCCAGAUAUUUAUGUCAAAUAUUGUGCAAAGCUGCCACCUAUGAACCAAGACACGAUCUGGAUAAAGGAUUCGUUUACAUAAAUGAUUUGUCAGAAGAAAGACGAUAUAUUUUGUUUACCAUCCUGGAGAGGUACUAUUUAGCCGUGGAGUCAAUAGCGUUUCCAUUACCCCAAGGGUUCACGUCAUUUUUCACAUUUUUGGGCUACAAAACAUUAUCCUUUGAUAUGUUUUUGCAGUACGUUACUAGGAAUGUAUUUGAGUUGCAAGUAGAUGUAAUGAAAAUUAUUAUGACAGAUUUGGACAACUCCAAGAUAAAUACAGAUAGGAGGUUUAAGUUACUAAGCCUUUUGCCUAGAUCUAGGGCCAAGAGGCUUUUAAAUCAAUGGAACCACCCGUUGAGUUUAAUGCUGAGGGCUAGAGAACACUCCUUGAAUAUUUUGUCUGGAGUAGCAGGACCUGCAGGAAGAGCGCAUGGCAACCAAAAGUCCAAAGGAUUUAGAGGUAUUUCAGCACCUUCCUUCAAUAACUCUUCCCCAUUGGAUACCUUUUUGGAUUUGCUUACGGCGAAAGCGAGCUUGACUGAUUUAGAUUUUAAUUUGAUUAUUGAAGCUACUGAAACUUUAGCUGAAGACGUUUUAUUGUGAAUUAGUUAUGUUUUCCAUUAUUAUGUUAGUUUUGCC